AUGGUCUUCAUCAAGAGAUUAGUACCUCUUUCAAUUUUGUAUUGUUUCGAAGGAAGCAUACUAGGACUGAUUUUAUACAGUGUUCCAUCUAAUUUGAUAAAUAAAGGUGUUGAGAUAAAUAGAUACAAGUUUUCAUUAUAUUGUGCUAUUACCUUAUUUGUUCAGAUACAUGAAUGCACUUUUGAUUGAUAGCAUAAGUUGGGACAAGAUGGGUAGAAGAAGAAGCUAGUUGACAUUAAUGUAUUUUGGAUUAGGGUAUAGUUUUGUUGAAAAUUCUAAGAGUUCUCUUAUAUUUUUUAAAUUUCUAAUCACUAGAUCCUAGUACAUGGUUAUGGAACAUAUUCUGGAUUGUAUGUUUAUUAGCUUGCAUUGACAUCAUAAUAGCAGCAUGGUUAGUUGAAAGUUUAGAGAAGUAAGACAGAGGUUAUGGAGCUUUUGGCUCAAUUUCUAGGAAUUUUGAUAGGUGGAUUUAUUGGAGCAUAUAUUUUUAAGAUGUUCAAUUCACUUGAAUUUUGCAAUAAAUAUAUUUAUGCCAUUUCUCAAGAGAUACCAUAUUUUACUCUUUAAAGUUUAAUUAAAUAUUUUUAGUUGCAUUCAAGGAUUAUUCUUAUAUAUCAAUAGGACUUGGAGUUGCAUGUACUAUUAUAAUACAUAAUGAAAUAACAAUUGAUUAAGAUGUAUGAAUAUCAUUAUACUAGAUAAUUGAAGCUUAUAAAUUAGCAUUGGGAGUCUUUUCAAAUCGUCAUUUGAUAGUCCUCUUUUUGUUUUUUUAGAAUAGAAUAAACGCCAAUUGA
Molecule: messenger RNA, 794 nt
Organism: Paramecium pentaurelia
Lineage: Eukaryota; Ciliophora; Oligohymenophorea; Peniculida; Parameciidae
Source: the annotation of a GenBank genome assembly